GAAACGAAUUUUUCUAUUUGAGUUUGGUGUGCUGAGAAAAGUUGAAGAAAGUUGAAGAAAAUUAACUGUACUUUGCCCGCACUACUUUUUAAAUCCCAUGAUUGCCAUCAUCUUUUGCUCUAGCAAAUUGCGCUAGUACAUUAAAGGAUGUUUGCAUCAUUUGUAGUUUUGUACUAACUACGAACGUAUAAGCAUACAAAGUUGAUUGAGUAUGACGACAAAUAAUUUUUAUCGCAGACCUUUGCCGAAGUCAUGUAUCGAUUUUGCUUGCUCGGAAGGGAAAGUUUUGUUCAAAGAAGCGUUAAGUGAAGGUUUCAUGAACUGCUAUUUCAAUUUAGCCGCUCAGUUUCGCACACAAGACGAACCUGCUUAUUGUGGCCUAUCAACAUUGGUGAUGGUUCUGAACGGCUUAUCUGUUGAUCCGGGUCGUGUAUGGAAGGGGCCAUGGCGUUGGUAUCAUGAACACAUGUUAGAUUGCUGUAUUCCACUUGACAUUGUAAAAAAAAAGGGAAUCACACUAAGUGAUUUCCAUUGUCUCGCUAAGUGCAAUGGUUUGGAUGUUGACAUAAAACGAGCAUUACCUUCUACUGAUAUUAAUGAUUUCAGAAGAGCGGUAAAAGACGUGACGCAAUCCGAAAACAAGGUUCUUGUUUGCUCUUACUCUAGAAAUAUUCUUGGUCAAACUGGAGGAGGACAUUUUUCGCCGAUAGGUGGUUAUCAUCCAACGAAAGAUUUGGUGCUUAUAUUUGAUGUGGCUCGUUUCAAAUAUCCCCCUCACUGGGUUUCAGUAGAUUUGCUUUGGAAAGCUAUGCAAAGCUUGGAUAAAGAAACUGGGCAACCUCGUGGUUAUCUGCUUUUGACUCGUUCGAUGCAUUCAGGCAACCCUACAAUUUUAUUGAAAAUUGCUGACAACUUCAACCUGAGCAACAUCUCAGCAGAUGUGAAAAAAGUGUUGCAACAUUGGCAAACGUGGUUGAUGACAGAAUGUAAGGAUAAACUGAUGGAAAAGAAGACAUUUCUAUUGGUGCUUAUUUCAAAGUUUUCAUUUCUGUUCUUAGAGUGUGUUCCAGGUAUUGAAAAGAUAUUUGCCAUUAAAAUUGAUCAUGAAUGCUGUGGAUGGCUAUCUCAAGAUCACAAAAACUGGAUCAAUGAUCUGCUUCUUUCCUUACAAAAGCUAAAUGUUUUCAAACUAAUUUAUGAAUCACUCAAGUCUUGUGAAAACAUUACACUUGAAUUGUGGGAAGGUGCAGAGAUGCUGAAGAUUGCCAACAAAUGCAUAUUACCACACGAAGAUGCAAAUAAUGUGAAAAAUCAUUCUUUAACAAUAUGCCAUAUCUCUGCCAUUGUCCUUCUUUCUUGGCCUUAUCCUCAAAAAAAGCUAAACGAAACAGAGUACAUGGGGUUUUAUAACAUUAAAAGCAACUACAUAUGUAGACUUAGUCUUAGUUCCUUAAUGUAGAAAAAAAUUCAUUUUCUUUGAUACUAACUUUUUUUCUCAAGGUUAAUCUUUUACCCCGACCUAUAGGAUGAAGAUCUUCAUGAACACACUGAGCACAGAAGGUCUUCACAAACUCACAUUCGCCGACAAUCAAAGAGUCCUGGUAGACAUGGAGAUAGAAAAAGUAUGGAUAGGAGUCCACCAAGUGGACGUAGUCCCAUAAGGAAUUUAAGUCCUGGUCCUAAAGAGAAGAUUCCAAGAAAGAAGUAUAGAAGUCCUAGAAGAGGAGAUAACAGUCCAAGAAAAAAUGACAGAAGUCCUAGGAGAGGGAACAAAAGUCCUAGAAGAGGAGACAGAAGCCCUAGGAGAAGAGACAAAAGUCCUAGA
This is a messenger RNA of Xenia sp. Carnegie-2017, 1825 nucleotides long. RefSeq names its product glutathione gamma-glutamylcysteinyltransferase-like. Gene Ontology annotation, molecular function: metal ion binding; glutathione gamma-glutamylcysteinyltransferase activity. NCBI's taxonomy places the organism in Eukaryota, Metazoa, Cnidaria, Anthozoa, Malacalcyonacea, Xeniidae. Gene Ontology annotation, biological process: phytochelatin biosynthetic process; response to metal ion; cellular detoxification of cadmium ion. The record is from RefSeq and is a predicted model, not a curated record. The transcript has 5 exons. Bases 212 to 1459 code for a protein of 415 amino acids.